CUUGUUUACAAUAUUUUUUUUUCUUAGAAUUAAGCAGAAUGAAACCAAGGUCACAAUCUCACCUUCAACCUUCAAGCCUCUUUAAUAGCUUCAACAUUCCGUUGUUAUUUUAUGUUUUUAUUUUGUUAGUUUCUUUGGAGGUUACUGAAUCACGGAUCCUAGUUAAGACACUGCCAGGUUGGCUUGGUAAUCUUCCUUUCACACUCGAAACUGGUUAUAUUGGGGUAGGGGAAUCCAAUGACGUGCAAUUAUUUUACUACUUCUUUGCAUCUGAAGGGACCCCACAAAGCGACCCUCUCAUUCUUUGGCUUACCGGAGGGCCGGGUUGUUCCGCUCUUUCUACCAUUCUGUAUGAAAUAGGCCCUUUCACUUUCAACUAUGUAAAUUCCACUUUGGAGAAGCCAACGCUCGAGAAAAACCCUUAUAGUUGGACAAAGGUGGCCAACAUAAUAUUCCUCGAUCAACCUGCUGGGACCGGAUUUUCCUAUGCAAAAACUCGUGCCGCUUACAUAACAAAUGAUACGUUAUCAUCAAUGCAUGCAUACCAUUUUCUGAGGAAGUGGCUUGUGGAUCAUCCUAAAUUUCUCAACAAUCCAUUUUAUCUUGGAGGUGAGUCCUACAUGGGCAUAGUGGCACCAAUGAUUGUUAACGAAAUAUACAAAGGUAAUGAAGUUGGAGAAGGGCCACAGAUAAAGAUAAAGGGGUACAUGCUUGGUAAUCCUCUAACAGACACAAGUGGCGACUAUAAUUCAAGAAUCCCAUUUCUUCAUCAUAUGGGACUCUUAUCAAAUGAAAUCUACAAAUCUGCUAAAGAAAAUUGCCACGGAAAGUACUUGGAUGUAGAUCCCAACAACCAUCGUUGCAUAAAUGAUCUUAAAGUUGUGGAUAAGUGUAUUGGAAGAAUUAACAAGCCCCAAAUUCUAGAGCCUGCGUGUGACACUUCAAAUACCUUAAAAUCUGAUGACUUCGGGAGAGGCUUAGUAUCUCUUGACAAGGCCUCUAUGGAUAUAUGGUCGUUACCUCAAGUUCGGAUACAAGGGUGUCGCGAUGACCACUAUAUAUACAGCUAUGUAUGGGCUAACCGCAGAGACGUACGAGAGGCUCUUCAUAUUGAUGAGGAAUUCGAUGAAAUCAAAUGGGUGCGGUGCAAUGAAAGUCUGUUUUUUGAUUUUUUUACCGAACCCAUAUCUAACACACACAAUGUCCUCAAUACUGUUGCCUAUCAUAAACACCUUGCCAAUAAAAAUUGUCGCGCUCUUGUAUUCAGUGGAGAUCAUGACAUGGUCGUUCCAUAUUUGGGAACAAUGCAUUGGAUUAAAUCUCUAAAUUUUUUAGUUGUGAAUGAAUGGAGACCUUGGUUUGUUGACAAACAAGUAGCUGGAUACACCAUGAAAUAUUCAAACCAUGAAUACAACUUGACAUAUGCUACUCUAAAGGGAGGAGGUCACACAACUCCAGAGUACAAACCUAAAGAAUGUUUAAGCAUGCUGAUAAGGUGGCUCGCAAAUGAUGUUUUGUAAGAAAUAAUAGUGGAAUUUGAUAUUUAUGCCUUAUAAGGAUCGAGGGUUUUAAGUUCGCGCGUUGCAUCAGGAGUUUAACUAAUAAUUUUUGUUGAAAGUAAAUUGCUAUAAACAUAAUAACUAAUACGAAUCUAACA
Molecule: messenger RNA, 1657 nt
Organism: Lactuca sativa (garden lettuce)
Lineage: Eukaryota; Viridiplantae; Streptophyta; Magnoliopsida; Asterales; Asteraceae
Product: serine carboxypeptidase-like 18
Biological process (GO): proteolysis; secondary metabolic process
Molecular function (GO): acyltransferase activity, transferring groups other than amino-acyl groups; serine-type carboxypeptidase activity
Source: RefSeq, a predicted model, not a curated record